AUGAACUUGAAGACGAAUGGGAAAUGGUCCAGCAAGGCCUUCAUUCCUUCAAAAGAGCAGAUCUAUGCAUUUUUGCUCGUCCUCGCACUCGGCAUCACGCCCAUGGUGUUGCUUGGGAAUUUCACGCACGUCAAUACCGGAGGCAAUGGCGACCGUCCAUUCUACGGCAUCUUUCAAGACAAAAUCCAGAGUUGUGGGCAGAGCUUUGGCACCCCGGAAAACGCGACAGUCAGGGGAGUUGAAAAAAUGUUUGUGCUGGAUCAGACAUUUGGCCGCUUCACUUUCUCCCAAGCCAAGACCAUUGAUGUGGCAUGGGACGUCCUCAUUGGUCGCGGAGUGCAACUGCUGGCUUGGUGGGUUGGAUACAUAGUUUUUUCUGAUGCGCUGCUCCGUGCUAUCGAACGGCAUCCAGCAUCAUUCCAGAUCUUUCAGAGGAUUGCACUCGAAGGGCCCAGCCUCUUGUCGUUAUGGACUCUGCUCAAAGAGUUGUGGUAUGCGAAGAGCAAACGCACCAAGGCCCUGUUCUUCUACGUGUGGCUGGCCACGUUGUAUAUCAUCAGCAUACCCAUGUUCCUAAGCGCAAUGACGGGAUACGACAGCACGAGUAUCGCCUGGGUAUCGCUCGACAAUACCAGCAACAUCAUACCUGCUGCUUCAAUCGAGUACUCGCUCGUGGCUACGGGCACCUGGAACGAGACGUGGGACGAUGCGACCUGCCUCGACACUGAGCUGUACAACAAGAAAUCUGAAGCCCUCUAUUCGCGCCGUCGAUCCUGCGAUUGUCAAUUGAACAACGGUACCAUAGUCAACAUCACAGAGUACCAGCAAACUCAUAUCAACUCUAACUAUGGCUACUCCAACAGCUUCACAAGCCCCGAAGAUAUAUGUCGUUUCAACUACCCCGGCAACAACAAAACCUUCACCCUCGGCAGAUGGGACCUCGAAGGCAAAACCGGCGAAACCAAGAAAUAAACAUACAACAUAACAACUCACGGCGGUACCUUUGACCUCCUCGACCUAAACACCACAUCAUCCUACUGCUACAACUCCAAGCCCUACGACUACACCUUUCUCUCCGAACGCAGCCGCUGCCUACCCGACACCGCCAACCCCACGUACCAAUGGGGCUUCAGCUCCAUGCUCUCCGGGCUCUUCGUCUUCUGCCACUUCGCCUGGGCGCUGAGCAUGUACGCCGUGUGGCUGGACGCGCAGUUCUGCAGCUCCUUGGUGCGCGGCGGGUACACGAUGACGCCGUUGCGCGCGGCGUUUGCAAUGGCCAGGGCGGCGAGGGGACGCACGGGGCUCGGCGAGGAAAAGCUAGUGAGGGCGGACACGAGGGAGUUGAAACAGGAGUUGUAUGGGAGUAAGAGGAAGAGGGGGACAGAAGUUGGGUAUGGGAUUUUUGGGGAGGGAGAGCGAGAGAUGGGGAUGAGGAGGAGGCACGGGGGGAAAGAGGGGGAGGUCGAGGAGGUCGAGAUGGGCAUGCGGAGUGCGAGUGGCAGUCUGGCGGCGCGGUGAGAGUGUGGGAAAAUAAGAGGAAAAGACAUGAUCGUACAGUGACGAUGGAGCGCAGAGCCGUCCUGACGACGAGACACAUGCCAUACGACCGCUCGAAACCAGCGCGUCUGAGCAUCUGCACAGCAGAAACCAAUUGGCAACGAUACCGCGCGAUCCAACGCACCGCAGAGCCGCCAUCACCACGCGCACCGAUAAAAUUUCGGACGAGCAGGCCUGUAAUCCAGCCGAAUCCCUGCUUACGAAAAAAAUAUAUCAACAGAGACGCAGAUAGAGUAGACGCCAGAAAGUCGGAACGCAGGACAGAUGCAAAAAAAAAUGUCAUACAAGUGUACAAAUGCCAUAUCUCCAUCGCCGUCGCCAAAA
Molecule: messenger RNA, 1881 nt
Organism: Parastagonospora nodorum SN15
Lineage: Eukaryota; Fungi; Ascomycota; Dothideomycetes; Pleosporales; Phaeosphaeriaceae
Exons: 4
Coding region: 1-972 (323 amino acids)
Source: RefSeq, a predicted model, not a curated record